AAAAUGACUAUAAAUUGUAGUGAGAUUGUGGUAACUGCAACCAUUUUUUCUGUCAGUGUACUAUACUUAUAUAAUUUGUUCUCUUUUCUACGUUCUCAAAUAUUAUAUAUAUUUUUAUAUAUCUUUAAUGCAAAGUUCUUGUAUUUUCCAUCUAUGGUUCAUCAUUAUUAUUACCGAAAUUGCGAUCAGUUGGAAACUUUCAGUCACUGAACAGAGAUGUCUGAGCAACGAAGCGUUACGUCGACUGGGGGGACUAAAUCGGGCGUCGGCGCCGGCGCCGGCGCCGAGCGUCGGGCGGGCAUAAGCGUUCGUGUCGGCGCGACGCUCAUAAAGAGCGUUUCCAUAUUCCUGACGAGCGGUCGCAGAGCGUCGGCGAACUCCAAGCGUCAGAUCUCCACCGUUUCCGACAAGGACGAGUCAUCCAGAAGAAGACGUCGCAGAAGGAUGCCGGAGGGCGGAGGCGGCAGGAACUCCGCGUACAUCGUCAAAGUGAUCGAGUCCCUUAAAAAGAAGACGAGAUUCUCCAGGGUGGAACUGGAUAGUCUCUGCAAACUUUACAAAAAGUUAACUACUAAUUCCAGCCAACAAGUUGUGCGAUCGAUGUCUAUCGGCAGAAGGCCACAGUCGAGGCCGGCAGUCGAGGGAAUCGAUAGAAAUAUAUUUCGAGAGCUCCUGCACAAUACUUUUCACGUGAUCACGGAAGACACCUUGGUAGAGCGUUUGUUCUGUUGUUGGGAUCGAGAGAUCGAGGGUGCCAUCAGACUCGAGCCGUGGAUCAUGGGACUCGACGUGUUUUUACGGGGUGGCCUACGUGACAAGAUCGUCUUCUGCUUUCAUGUGUACGACCUAAACAACGACGGAUACAUCACGAAAGACGAAAUCUUUCAGUUGCUCAAAAAUUGCCUGAUAAAGCAGCCCGGUGAGGAAGAUCCGGACGAAGGGGUAAAAGACUUGUCGGAGCUGGCCCUGAAGAAGCUCGAUGUCGAUCACGAUGGAAAAAUAUCGUUUCGAGAUUACGAGACGGCGGUCAAAGAGGAGCCGCUAUUACUGGAAGCCUUCGGACAGUGUUUACCCACUGAAGAAACCUGUGCAGGUUUCUUGGCGACUCUUCAACCCUGAAAGCGUGCACGGGAUUGGCUACAGUAAAUGUUUUGCGUAAUAAACUUUUUUUUAAAUAAAAGACGAACAAUCGACCAUUAUGAAUCACAAUAUGAAGAUUACACCCGUGCCGUUUCUUUCUCCAAAGGACUUGUUAUUGUUGCACUACAAUUUAUCAAUAAGCGCAGUUGCGAUACGUGGAAAUAGGUCAGCUCGAUUGCAUCCUUGUAUGUGUAAUCGAGCAGAAAAUACAUCAAUUGCUAUAACAGUUGAAAUAAUUG
This is a messenger RNA of Vollenhovia emeryi, 1379 nucleotides long. RefSeq names its product EF-hand calcium-binding domain-containing protein 1. NCBI's taxonomy places the organism in Eukaryota, Metazoa, Arthropoda, Insecta, Hymenoptera, Formicidae. The record is from RefSeq and is a predicted model, not a curated record. The coding region runs from base 217 to 1119 and encodes 300 amino acids. The transcript is spliced from 4 exons. Gene Ontology annotation, molecular function: calcium ion binding.